AUGGAGUGGGUAUUUUGGUGUUUGAAGGUUGUUUGUGCCGGUUUAGUUUUGUUUCUGCUAAAGAUUGCAACAACAACAUGGUGGAAGCCUCUGCAACUGAAAAAGUUCUUUGAAGCUCAAGGAAUUAGAGGCCCUCCAUACAGGCUAUUCUCUGGGAAUUCUGCAGAUAUAUCCAGAAUGAUGGAUGAGCAGAGAGGCCAGGAUUUUCUUUUCUGGUUUGGACCUCAUGCCAGGUUGGUUGCACCCCAUCCUGAGCUUAUUAAGGAAAUAUGUUUCACUAAAUUUGGCAACUAUACAAAGUUUUUCAAUAAUCCCCUUGCAAGACAACUGGUUGGACAGGGACUUGUGGGGUUGACAGGUGAAAAAUGGACUCAGCAUAGGAAAAUCAUCAAUCCUGCUUUCCAUAUGGAUCUCUUGAAGGGUAUGGUUCCAUCAAUUGUGAAAAGCAGUGCCAAUAUGUUGGAUGGAUGGAGUAAAUUGGUAUUGUCAGGUGCAUCAGAAAUUGAAGUACUAAAGGAAUUCCACGAUCUCACAGCAGAUAUUAUUGCCCGCACAGCAUUCGGGAGCAGUUUUACAGAGGGAAAGCAUAUCUUUGAUAUGCAAGCCAAACAGAUGAUUCUUACAAUUGAAUCACUUCGUAGGGUUUAUAUUCCAGGUUUCAGGUUUCUGCCUACUACAAAGAAUAGGCAAAGUUGGCAUUUGGAGAAAGAAAUAAGAAGAUCCUUAAGACAAGUUAUAGAUGCCAGGGAAAAAACUGCUGAGAUGGAAAGAACUGGUAGUUAUGGUGCCGAUCUGCUUGGUUUAAUGAUGUCUGAGAGCAAGGAGCAGGGGAGAAUCAAUGCAAAGAGUAAUGCAAGCCUGAGUACAGAGGAAAUCAUUGAUGAAUGCAAGACUUUCUACUUUGCCGGCCAUGAAACCACUUCAGUACUGUUGACAUGGGCUAUAAUAUUGUUGGGCAUACAUCAAGAAUGGCAAGAGCGAGGUCGCAGAGAGGUGCUGGAAAUAUGUGGAAAAAACAAUUAUCCAGAUGCAGACAGCUUAAGUCGCCUCAAAAUUGUGGGAAUGAUUAUAAAUGAGACCUUGAGACUUUAUCCUCCUGCAGUGUUUCUGAUGCGACAGGCAUGUGAGCCAACGAAACUUGGAAGGCUAUCAAUUCCUGCAGGCACUCAAUUUAUGAUUCCGAUCCUUGCAAUUCACCAUGAUCCUGCAUUGUGGGGAAAUGAUGCCAAAGAUUUCAAUCCAGGGCGAUUCAGUGAAGGAAUUGCAAAGGCUGCAAAGCAUCCAAUGGCGUUCAUGCCUUUUGGAACAGGUCCAUAUAUAUGUGUGGGUCAGAAUUUUGCCUUGUUGGAAGCAAAAUUAGUUUUGGCCAUGAUUCUGCAAAAAAUUUCUUUUGGCACUUCACCUGCUUAUACUCAUGCUCCUAUUCUUUCCAUUACUCUGAGACCUCAACAUGGAGCUCAGGCCAUCUUCCGCAUGGCCUAA
This is a messenger RNA of Cryptomeria japonica (Japanese cedar), 1482 nucleotides long. RefSeq names its product cytochrome P450 734A1-like. The record is from RefSeq and is a predicted model, not a curated record. The transcript is spliced from 5 exons. Gene Ontology annotation, molecular function: heme binding; monooxygenase activity; iron ion binding. NCBI's taxonomy places the organism in Eukaryota, Viridiplantae, Streptophyta, Pinopsida, Cupressales, Cupressaceae. Bases 1 to 1482 code for a protein of 493 amino acids.